GAUGCUUCGCCAUGAUCUUCAACAGAGACUAUCUAAAAUGCCAAAAAAAUCCCCAAAAGCAAAUGAUCAGAAUAUAUUUGAAGAUUCUAUAAAUAGCGAAAAUGCCAACAUUGACCUCUUUGAGGAAGAAUUUAAUGAAGAAUUUUCACAAAUUAACAUUGAGGCAACGAACCUUGAAAUAGAAAAUGAACUAGCAAUAGAACAAUUUUUUAAUAUUGGAAUGCUUGAACGAAAUCAAGAGAAUAUAAUUGAAGACUAUUCAGUUGUUAAUUCUCAAUGA
Molecule: messenger RNA, 280 nt
Organism: Cetraspora pellucida
Lineage: Eukaryota; Fungi; Glomeromycota; Glomeromycetes; Diversisporales; Gigasporaceae
Source: the annotation of a GenBank genome assembly